GAACUCGUUGAAAGUUAAGCUGGUUAGAUGUGUAAAUUAUAUCCUUUGGGUGGUCUCCUUACCUCCCCCUCUCUCUUCUCUCGAGAGGUCCCAGAGCCAUUAUCAAUGGCGGUUAUGAAACCCUAGCAACGUUUUUCUUCUUGCUUCAUCGUUUGCUCUUAAGCAACCACUUCGUCUAAUGUCGCAUUUUCUUCUAUUCAGAAACGUAACGAUUGAACAAUCUGAAUUCCAUUCAUCCAACCUCCGGACGUCUCGAAUCUGCUCAAGCCACUUGUUGUUCGUUCGUUGAAUCUGAUUUUGUUCGAUGUUUUGCAGGAUUUUCUACAUUCGUAGGGUUGAAUGCCUCUCCAAUGCUAUAUUCCAGUUAGAGUCAGUUUGAAACCCUAGAUUUUGCUUUGAGAACAGUGUCUGGAUUUAGGUUUCUGCUUUUAUUUUUUGCUUGAUACUUCAAUGGAACCUCCUCCGGUUGUUAGAUCGAGAGGUCGACCGAGGAAAAGGAGGCUUCAAGAUGGUAACGAUGAUGCGAAAUCGGCUAUUGAAUCGUGUAAGCGGCGCCCUGUGGCCUUGUUGGGACGAUAUCUGCUGAAAGAGUUCAAUGGGAGUGGAAGGUUUCUUGGAAAAGUAGUAUAUUACGAGGAAGGACUGUAUAGAGUAGUUUACGAGGAUGGCGAUAGUGAGGAUUUAGAGAGUGGAGAAAUUCGUGGGUUGUUAAUUGGGGAUUCUUAUCUUGACGAUGGUUUGAGUAAGAGAAAAAAGCGUUUGGAUGAUUUGGCAGUUAGGAUUAAGGCGAAGUGUACAAACGUGACGGGGAAGAACACCACGGACACCUCUGACAAAUUGGAUCCAGUUGCAUCGGUACCCAGCAAGGUAAGCAGUGAGCAUAUAAUGCAAAAUGAUGCUGAAGAAGUCGAAGCUGACGUUGAUUCUUCUAGUGAUUCACUUGAGUCUGUUAGGGACCGGGAUUCUGAAUUUGGAGAUGAAAAUCUACUUAUCCCUGCACCAGAGUUUCCUCCAUCUUCUGGAACCAUUGGGAUCCAUGAGCAACACGUUUCACAUCUUUUAUCUGUCUAUGGUUUCCUUCGAUCAUUUAGUGUCCGCUUAUUCCUGUUUCCAUUCAGUUUGGACGACUUUGUGGGAUCGCUUAAUUGUGGUGUAGCGAAUACAUUGUUGGAUUCCAUUCAUGUUGCUCUGAUGCGUGCCUUACGCCGGCAUCUUGAAGUUCUUUCUUCAGAUGGCUUAGAAAUCGCAUCAAAAUGCUUGAGGCACUUCAAUUGGAACCUGCUAGAUUCACUCACUUGGCCUGUUUAUUUGGUCCAAUACUUAACUGUUAUGGGACAUGCAAAAGGUCUAGAAUGGAAUGGAUUUUACAAGCAUGCUCUAGGUAAUGAGUAUUACUCCAUUCCUGCUGGUCGAAAGCUUAUGGUUCUACAAAUUCUUUGUGAUGAAGUAUUAGAAUCUGGAGAGCUUAGAGCAGAAAUUGAUGCUCGUGAGAUAUCUGAAGUUGGACUGGAUUAUGAUGCUGGAGCUACAUGUCUGUCUGAAAAUGGGCCUACAAGGGUUCAUCCCAGAUACCCCAAAACUUCUGCUUGCAAGGAUGCGGAAGCUAUGGAGAUUAUUGUAGAGAAUAAUGGGACGAAGUCUUAUACAGACCAAAAUUUUCCGGGUUUAAAAGGUGGUAGUAAUGGUGACUUGGAUGUGACUGCCGUUGAUGCGAACAGAAACAGCGAUGAGUGUCGACUCUGUGGGAUGGAUGGGAGUUUGCUUUGUUGCGAUGGGUGCCCAUCAGCAUACCAUUUGAGAUGUAUAGGCAUGGUGAAGGUACUUAUACCUCAAGGGCCAUGGUAUUGUCCUGAAUGCAGUAUAAAUAAGAGAGAGCCAACUAUAACAAAGGGGUCAGCACUUAGAGGAGCAGAAGUUUUUGGCAUUGAUCCAUAUGAGCACAUUUUCUUGGGUAGUUGCAACCACUUGGUGGUGCUCAAGUCUUCCAUAAAUGCUGAACCAUGUCUCAAAUAUUAUAAUCGAAAUGACAUUCUAAAAGUACUUCAUCUUCUUUGUUCUUCUUCUCAAUGUAUUGCUAUAUAUUAUGGCAUCUGUAAGGCCAUUAUGCAAUAUUGGGACAUCCCGGAAAAUCUCCUAGUACUUCCCGAAGCAAGUAGCAUGGAUGUAGUUCCUGCCAAUUUAAGGGAAGAUACCAACUUAUAUGCUCAAUCAAAUCCUUCUGGUGAAGAACGUAAGGAGCUUGAUGUGAUUGAGAAUGGAAAUGACCCAGUUAAGUGCAAGAGUGAAGAAAACAAUAAGUUGGGUACCUUGCAGGUGGAGACUUCACAGGAUCCACUUUCUCAUCCAACUGGUUGUGGAACAAUGCUACCUGAGUGUGUAGGAAAAAGUGUGCUAUCUAAUGGAUUUAAGGUGGACUCUCUUACUUCUAAUAUCAGCAGGUCAAAUAAUUUAACUGACUUGGCUUGCCUAAAUAUGGUUGAUAUUUCUAGCACAACAGACCUAUCAAGUUCUUCAGGAAAUAAAUCCUUUAGUCAUAUUGGGAAUGCUAAUGCCUCUAUUUCAUUGAAUCUUUCUCGUCAAAGCCAAAACGGUGGUCUUUUGGGUCAUGGAAAAGUGAAGGGUGAUAUCAAUUCCGCUAUUAGUUGUGCUUACAUGGGCUCCCAAUAUAAGCCUCAGGCAUUUGUGAAUCACUAUGCCCAUGGAGAGUAUGCUGCAUCAGCUGCUCAUAAACUAGAUGUUCUAACAUCAGAAGAAACUCGGGUUACAGGAAACAAUGCAUCUGAUAAGAGAACUAGUUCUGCUGCUUCGUAUGCUUUAUUGCAAGCAAAGGCUUUUUCACAAGCAGCCUCACGCUUCUUCUGGCCAACAUUUGACAAGAAGCUCAUGGAGGUACCAAGGGAGAGGUGUGGUUGGUGUCUUUCAUGUAGAGCCUCUGUCUUAAGCAAGAAAGGAUGUUUGUUGAAUCAUGCCGCAUUGACUGCUACCAGAAGUGCUAUGAAAAUCCUUUCUGGCCUCCGUGUUGGGAAGAAUGGAGAAGGAAAUCUACCUUGCAUAGCAGUGUACAUUCUGUAUAUGGAGGAGAGUUUAAGGGGUCUUGUUGGAGGUCCAUUCUUGAAUGCAAGCUACAGAAAAAAGUGGCGUCAUCAAUUAGAAUCAACUUCAAGUUGCAGUUUAAUCAAAUUUCUCUUGCUUGAACUUGAAGAAAACAUUCGCUGUAUUGCUCUUUCUGGUAACUGGUUUAAGCUGGUAGAUGAAUGGUUUUUAGAAUCUUCAAUGAUUCAAAAUGCUCCAAGUGCUGUUGCUUCAACAGUCCACAAGCGUGGGCCUGGGAGGAGAGGUAGGAAACCAUCUGUAUCUGCAGUUCCUUCUCAUGAUCGGUCCGAUGCUAAUUUUGUAUGGUUUCGAGGGGGGAUAUCGAAACUUAUAUUCCAGAGAGCAGCACUGCCUCAAUUUAUUGUUGCUAAAGCAGCUCGUCAAGGUGGCUCAAGGAAGAUUUCUGGUAUACACUACACUGACGGUUCCGAGAUUCCUAGAAGGAGCAGACAACUUGUAUGGAGAGCUGCUGUUGAAGCGAGUAAGAAUGCAUCACAACUUGCGCUUCAGUUGAGGAACCUAGACUUUCAUUUGAGAUGGAAUGAUCUGGUCCGGCCGGAACAAACCCUUCAGGAUAUGAAAGGUCAAGAGACCGAAGCUUCUGUUUUCCGCAAUGCUAGUAUUAGUGAUAAAAAAGUUGUGGAAAACAAAAUUAAUUAUGGAGUUGCCUUUGGGAGUCAAAAGCAUCUUCCUUCUCGUGUUAUGAAGAAUGUUAUUGAAAUAGAACAGAAGCAAGAUGGACGAGUUGCAUAUUGGUUUUCUGAAAACUGCAUCCCUUUGUAUCUGAUCAAAGAGUACGAGGAAGGUUCUCUUCAAGUUAAUGUGUCACCACCCAAGGUGUACCAAAAUAUUCCGUACCAUUCACGAAGAAGAUGGGUUAAAUCCUACCAGAGAGAGAUAUUUUUCUAUCUCACAUGCAGAAGAGACAAUAUGGGCUUGUUGUCUUGUUCAUCGUGUCAAAUGGAGGUUCUUAUUAGGAAUGCAGUGAAGUGCAGCUCCUGCCGAGGCUAUUGUCAUGUAAGUUGUAUCGCAAGAUCAACAAUUUCUGCUACCGAGGAUGUUGUAGGCCCAAUCACAUGCAAUCAGUGUUGCCAUCUCAAGGCUCUUAAUCACAGUGGAAACAGCACUGAAUCCCCAACAAGUCCAUUACCUUUGCAAGGCAAAGGACAUCGAAGUUCGUCAACUGUACGCAAGAGUGUAAAGCCUAAAGGAUCUAAUCAACCGCCAGUUACUCCUGUAAUCAAGUUGGACACCCGAUCUGAGAAUAAACAAGCUACUUCUGUAAUCAAGCUGGACACUCGAUCUGAGAAGAAACAAGCUAAUACUCGUGAUUCUGUUUUGGCUCCAAAGAGCCAGAGGAGGAAUUGUUCGUGGGGUAUUAUAUGGAAGAAGAAGAAUGGUGAAGAUACCAAUACCAAUUUCAGGCACAAUUAUCUUCUUUUAAAAGGAGGUGGGGAAUUACAUCAUAAGGAACCCGUUUGCCAUUUAUGUAGUAAGCCAUAUAGGUCCGAUUUAAUGUACAUCUGCUGUGAGGCUUGCAAAAAUUGGUACCAUGCGGACGCUGUUGCACUAGAGGAAUCAAAAAUCUUUGAAGUUAUGGGCUUCAAGUGUUGUAGGUGUCGUAGGAUUAAAUCACCCGAAUGUCCUUACAUGGAUCCUAAACCCGAGAAACAAGAUGGUGGCAAGAAAAAUCGUUCAAAGUUGUCAAAGCAAGAAAAUUCAGCAGUGGAAUGUAAUGAUUUGAUAACUGUUUCUGAUUCUACGGCGCUUGAGACAGGUAGUACUAUGUUGCCCAAGGAAGAAGAAGAUCCCUUCAUUUUCUCUCUUUCGAGAGUCGAGCUAAUUACAGAACCCAAUUCUGGAGUAGAUGACGAGUGGAAUGGAGCCACUGCAGCUGGACAAGUAGCACCACAGAAGCUACCCAUUAGAAGGCAGACAAAACCAGAAGACGAUUUGGAUGGUUUUUCGGAACCAUCCUACUCCAUCCCUCACGAAACAAAUGCACUUUUGAAGCCGGUUGAGGGAUCUUCACCAUUCUCAGAAUGGGACAAUUCUGCUCACGGUCUGGAUGAUGCAGCAACCUUCGACUUUGCCAGCCUUAAUUUUGAGGACAUGGAUUUCGGACCUCAAACCUACUUCUCAUUUACCGAAUUACUAGCACCUGAUGAUGACGUUGAGUUUGGUGGAAUAGAUCCAUCAGGAGACGCCUCAGGAGAUAUUGACAAUUCCUUUUCUAUCGUAGAUAACGAUAUCUUCAACCACGGUUCUGGUGAGCAACAGGAACCUGCAACGUCUAUUCCUAUUGUGAACUGUCAAAUCUGUACAAACUCAGACCCCAUCCCCGAUCUCCUUUGCCAAGUAUGUGGACUACAAAUACACAGUCAUUGUUCGCCCUGGGACGAUGCUGCAUUGACUGUUGAAGAGCAGUGGUCAUGUGGCCGUUGCCGAGAGUGGCAGUAACUAAGUUCAGGUAUCUCGGAAGGUUUUUGAGUUUUGUCGCUUCUAGUUUCGGGGUUUCAUUGGGCAAGAAGGAAGCUGCCAAUUGAACAAACUAUGUAACAACAAAGAAAGCAUGCUUGUACAUCCACGUAAAUACUUAGGACCUGUUCUUGUUAAGCUGGACUGUCGAAGAUUCUCCGGUACGCUGGCCGACAUGCCGAGGCUGUUUGCAGAAGAAAUUAGCGUUUCAGAGACUACGGGGGUUACCGGACUUGACAUUGAGCUUUAGAAUUCUCUACUAGAAAUGGCUAGUUCUCUCUCUCUCUCUCUCUCGUCUCCAUUUUUCAAAUUUCCCAAAAUCUUUUAAAAAGUCGUCAUCAUCAUCAUCUAACCAAUUUUCUUUCCCCGAUUCAAUUUUUUGGGAAUACCUUUGGGAAUCAUCAAAAUCAGCUUUUAUUUAUGUAAGUGAAGAUAAAAGCACGGUUUUAUGUGCUUUAUCUGAUUGAAUUGCCUGUACAAAUUGUGAUGACCUUUACAACUAUCACUCUCAAAUUCAAAAGGGCUUCCUCAUAUCAAAA
Messenger RNA from Cucumis melo (muskmelon), 6110 nucleotides. RefSeq names its product DDT domain-containing protein PTM. Bases 451 to 5553 code for a protein of 1700 amino acids. The record is from RefSeq and is a predicted model, not a curated record. The transcript has 9 exons. NCBI's taxonomy places the organism in Eukaryota, Viridiplantae, Streptophyta, Magnoliopsida, Cucurbitales, Cucurbitaceae.